Molecule: messenger RNA, 3652 nt
Organism: Xiphias gladius (swordfish)
Lineage: Eukaryota; Metazoa; Chordata; Actinopteri; Istiophoriformes; Xiphiidae
Gene: hltf
Product: helicase-like transcription factor
Exons: 25
Coding region: 303-3206 (967 amino acids)
Molecular function (GO): ATP-dependent chromatin remodeler activity; hydrolase activity, acting on acid anhydrides, in phosphorus-containing anhydrides; nucleic acid binding
Source: RefSeq, a predicted model, not a curated record
GUUUGAGUUGAAAGCUAACGGACACCACACCGGAACAAGGUGUCCUUAAUUUCCAGGAUAAAAUCUAUCUCCUCUGCAAAGAGAAUUCCCAUAAUAAUGGUCACUUCCGCAGGUUCCACACUAACUGCAGCCGGCUUGACUCCUCCCGACUACACAGCAGCGGAGAGGAAUGUAGCCCCAAACAUCGGAGACGCCAAACAACGGUCCCCGUCUGAUAAAAAUCCACCAUCGUCAAGGGAGAGACAAACAGUACGAGCAAAUUGCUAAAUAAAGAUAAAUGACGAGCCCUGUCCGUCCGCGUCAUGUUUUCGCGCAGCUGGAGGUUUGGUGGGAACAGGUACAGUGAGGUGGACCUCUUCAGAGACCGCUAUGAGACCCCCGCAGAGACUCUCUCCCAGGCCAUCAGGGCUGCGGCGUCCGAGGAGCCGGACGCAGACGGCAGCGUGCUGUUUGGCCAUCUGCAGGGCACUGUGGUCGGCCUCAGAUACUAUACAGGGGUGGUGAAUCAGGGGGAAAUGGUCGGCCUGGUGCGACAGCCCCAGAAUCCAUACGACCGCAACGCAGUGAUGGUCGCCAACAUUUAUGGCAACCAGGUGGGACACAUCAAGCGAGAGCUAGCAGCGGCUAUGGCCUACGUUAUGGACAACAACUUGGCUAAAGUAGAGGGGGUGGUGCACUCGGGCACGAAGAACCAGUUUAAUAUGCCAGUGAUGCUGUCUUUCUGGGGGAGAGAGGAGAACAAAAAGGCUGCGAUUGAACAUAUGGCACGUCGUGGUUAUAAACUCAACACAGGUGGAAGCAGGCCACCAGGUGCAUAUCAGACAUCAUAUAAUAGUCCAGGGGCUCGUGGUCUGCCAUCUAAAAAAGGUUUGACCAUCCCGCUUACUGCAGAGGAGCUGAAGAAUGCGUUUGAUAAUCUGUUUGAAGGCUUGAUGGAGAGUAAAGACGGGGAGAAAGAAGCAGCCAAGUCUGUGGGUACUCCUCUCCUGCUUCACCAGAGGCAGGCGCUGUCCUGGAUGUGUGCUCGAGAAAACAAAUCUACGCUGCCGCCCUUCUGGGAGAAGAGAGGCGAGCUGUACUACAACACCCUCACAUGUUUCUCUGCCAAAGAAAUACCAGAGAGGGUGUGUGGGGGAAUAUUGGCAGAUGACAUGGGACUGGGAAAAACUCUGACAACCAUCGCUCUGAUCCUCACCAACUUCCACCACGGAAAGCCACUGCCUGUGGAGAAAUGCGAGGAGGGGUCUUCACCUAUCAAAGCCAAAAUCAAACCACAGAUGGCUUCCAAACUGGAAGGAAGCAGCAGUGCAGGCGAUGGAGCAGGAGUGGGUGUUGCAGCAGCUGGUUCUCUAUGCUCAGACCUUCCCCAGGCGGAGCUGAUCUGUGCUGAUACACAAGACAUAGUGGAGAUAACAGGCGAGUCGGAGAAAAGUACAAGCAAAGGAAAGAUGAAAGCCACCAAGCGAAAGCCCAGUAAAGUGGUCCCAGUAUUGCUGGAGGAUCUGGACUUUGCUGCAGCGCUGGGUGGCUCCCCACCAGAUACAGCCCCGAAGAAGAAGAAAACUACCAAGAAGGCUGCAGGGGUGGAGUCCGCCAUCCCUGAAAGUGCAGAAGACUUAUCAGCUAGAACAACUCUAAUCAUCUGCCCACUCUCUGUGCUCAGCAACUGGCUGGAGCAGUUUGAGCAGCAUGUGCGUGCCAAUGUGAAGCUAAACGUGUAUCUGUAUUACGGCUCAGAGCGCAACAGGAGCAAGAAGUUUUUGUCCUCCCAGGAUGUGGUGAUCACCACCUACAACGUUCUGUCUGCCGACUUUGGGAAUAAGAGUCCCCUCCACAGCAUCAAUUGGCUGAGGGUCGUGCUGGACGAAGGACACGUCGUAAAAAACCCAAACGCACAGAUGAGUAAGGCCGUGCUUGGCCUGAAAGCUAAGCGGCGCUGGAUUCUUUCAGGUACUCCUAUCCAGAACAGUGUGAAAGACCUGUGGAUGCUGCUGGCUUUCUUGCAUCUGAAGCCAUUCAAUGUGAGAGAGUGGUGGAAUAGAGUGAUCCAGAGGCCCGUUACUCAAGGAGACAGAGCCGGCCUGCAGAACCUUCAGACUCUGGUGAAGUGCAUCACCCUGCGACGGACCAAGAGCAGUGAGGUGAAUGGGCGCCCCCUGGUGUCUCUGCCUGAGAAGACUGUAUAUGUGGAGCAGGUGGAGCUUAGCCAGGUGGAGAGAGAGGAGUACGAGCUGGCACGCAAUGAAGGAAGAAACACCAUCGGCAGAUAUGUAGCAGAAGGGACCGAGCUGAGGAAUUAUGCUGAUGUGCUGGCCAUCCUGAUGAGGCUUCGACAGCACUGCUGCCACCCUGAUCUACUGGCAAAGACAUCCUCAGAUUUAGGUGCUGCAGCGACGCCUGCAGAGCUACGGGAGCGUCUGAUAGAGAAGCUACGGUUGGUGUUGGCCAGCGGCUCGGACGAGGAGUGCUCGGUGUGUCUGGACUCCAUCCGUCUCCCUGUCAUUACACACUGCGCCCACGUUUACUGCCGGCCCUGCAUCGCCCAGGUCAUCAGCACUGAGCAGGAGAUGGUGCGCUGCCCUCUCUGUCGAAGUGAGAUCAAGACCAGUGAGCUGGUGGAGUUUCCACAGGACGAAAUGGAGGAAGAGAAGAGUACAAAUUCUGAGAUGUGGAGGACAAGCUCAAAGGUGCAGGCACUGAUGGGAAACCUGCUCAGGCUGCGGUGUGAGGACGGCAGCAUCAAGUGUUUGGUUGUCUCUCAGUUUACACGUUUCCUCACUAUACUGGAGACUCCACUGAGAGAACAUGGUUUCCGUUUUGUGCGUUUGGACGGUGCCAUGAGCCAAAAGAGGAGGACCCAGGUGAUCCAGGAGUUUCAGAGCUCUGCAGCUGACAGCCCUGCCAUCAUGCUUCUGUCACUCAAAGCUGGCGGGGUGGGGCUUAACUUGACGGCCGCCUCUCAUGUUUUCCUCAUGGACCCUGCCUGGAACCCGGCUACCGAGGAGCAGUGUAUUGACCGCUGCCACCGUCUGGGCCAGAAGAGGAAAGUUGUCGUCACCAAGUUCAUUGUGAAGAAUUCAGUUGAGGAGAACAUGGUGAAGAUCCAGAGGCAGAAGCAGGACCUGGUGGAGAAGGCAUUCGGCUCCACAUACACUGACAGGAAAACCUCUCGCAUUGACGACAUCAAAGCUCUGAUGGAGCUGUAGGUGUCUGAAAAGGGACCUGAACUGAUGUACAGUAUUAACAUGGAAACAACGCAGACAUGGAGUUUUAUUUGAACUGUACAAGCUGUACAAAAUGGUGUCAGAUACUUCACAUCUGAAGGGCUGCAGAAAAUUUGGUUUGUUCAUAUUUAUUGUUCAUUGUUUUGUUCACGUUCAAUUUUUUUUUCAUAUUUUUAAAGGUUUUUUUUUUUUUAUAGCUGAUUAUUAAUGUUCUAAAUUCUGUGAUGGAAAAGACCUGUUUGUCUUGAUUUAUGAUUUGAUCAUAAAAAAACAAAAAAAAACAAAGCUGUGCUGAUGCAUGGAGAUGACUGAUAAGGAUUUUGUACAAAGUUAAUACUCUGGGAUGAAGCCUAAAGAAAUGCAGAACACUGAUACUUAAAUUCAAAGUAAAAAUGAUGCCAAACAUUGGCUGGUUGUAUUUACUCAAA